AUGAAGAAUGGCCAGACGAGAACGUUCAGUCUAGCAAAGAGUGGGGAAGGGAGGCGGGCAGCCGUAGCUAGGGGCGCAGCCACUGACCCGUUCCCGGUUCGCAUAGUACCUGCGUGCCUUGCACAGUCAGAUUUGCGCACCAUCGGGAUUACCUGCGGGGAAGAUGGCAGCAUCCCGUGCCGCACAGAAGUAACCGAGGAGCACCUGUGGCGCUGGCGAGGGCCUUCCAGGAAAGCCCCCCGAGUCGACGCCCAGGCUCCGCGCAGCAGCCAGGCGGGCGCCCCGGUCGCAGCCAGCGGCGUCGGCACCGCGGCCGGGCGGGUAGGCGUGCGCGCGGCCCGGCCGGCGGGCUUGGAGGAGAGCCGCCCGGGGGCACGUGCGGCGGGGCGUGCGCUUGCCGGCAGCAGCGCCGGGCGGCGGGUACAUAAGGCGGGCAGCGCUCGCCUGCGCCGCUUCCAGGCUGCGAGCCGGGAGGGACGGGGCGCGCCGGGUCACGAGGCGGCGGCGGCGGCGGCGGCCCUCUGCAGGCUUCCAGCCGGCGGGAAUCGCGGGACGGAAGGGAAGCUAUUUCCAGGCUCGAGCAGCGCGAGAAGCCAAACCCCCAACGCCCGGAUUUGGAAGCGCGGCGGCAUUCCAGCGGGGCGGAGCGGAGCCGAGCCGAGAGCCGAGCCGGAACCAGCGAAGCAGGCGAAAGGGGAGCGCCGCAACUCCGGCCAAGCGCCGCGCCAAGGCCGGAGCGGAGGGGGCGGGGAAGGAGCCGGCCGCCCGCUCGCGGCUCCCUCGGGCCGAGCCGACCCCGAACGCCCGCCCGCCCGCCGCAGCCAGAGGCAGCCGAGCGCCGGGCCCGCAAGCAGCUGGCGUGGUGGUUCUGAGACGGGCCGCCCAGCUUCGCCUCGCCUCCCGCCGGCCACUCGGGGCCGCAACCUCGGCUCGCCCGGCCGGGCGAGAAACGUCAGUUCGCAAUCGCAGCGCCUGAACGAGGCGGGCGGCUCCAGCCCCGGUUGUGAAAGUUGCCGAGGAGUUAAUCAUUGCCAAAUCCCCGGCGGAGCUCGCUCUGCAGCGCGGCACCGGCAGCUCUGCUCUGCUCCGCGGCUCGCGGCCAUCGCGCCAGCCUUCCCGGGCGGGCGGGCAGGCAGGCCGUCAAGGGGCCAGCCCCGAGCUCAGCCCGACAAGCCCACCGCCGCCGCACCUGCUCCGCCGCCCGCGAUGGCCGCGCUCGGCGCCCGCCGCCGCCCCUGCUAG
This is a messenger RNA of Eublepharis macularius, 1242 nucleotides long. Its product is annotated as collagen alpha-1(I) chain-like. The transcript has 3 exons. The coding region runs from base 1 to 1242 and encodes 413 amino acids. The record is from RefSeq and is a predicted model, not a curated record. NCBI's taxonomy places the organism in Eukaryota, Metazoa, Chordata, Lepidosauria, Squamata, Eublepharidae.